Molecule: messenger RNA, 1516 nt
Organism: Lycium ferocissimum
Lineage: Eukaryota; Viridiplantae; Streptophyta; Magnoliopsida; Solanales; Solanaceae
Product: geranylgeranyl transferase type-1 subunit beta
Exons: 11
Coding region: 104-1201 (365 amino acids)
Biological process (GO): protein geranylgeranylation
Cellular component (GO): CAAX-protein geranylgeranyltransferase complex
Molecular function (GO): CAAX-protein geranylgeranyltransferase activity
Source: RefSeq, a predicted model, not a curated record
AAAAGAUCGCUUUACUUCAAUUUUCGAAGACUCUUCGUGUUUGGGGUGCUUUUAACAAUCACCACAAAAUACUGAAAUUCUCGCCGGCGGCUAGAUCUCUACUAUGGCGGAGGAAGAUGAUGCGUUUCUAAGCUUAUCCGAUCCAGAUUCUGAAGAUUCAAUCCCUAUGUUCUUCGAUAAAAAUAGUCAUAUUUGCUAUUUAGAGAUGAUGCUUGAGUUAUUACCUUCACCUUAUCAAUCGCAAGAGAUUAAUCGUCUUACUCUCGCUUACUUUGCCGUUUGCGGUCUCGACAUUCUUCGAUCUCUCGAUCGCGUUGACAAAGAAGGGGUGAUUAAGUGGGUUUUAUCACUGCAAGCUCAUCCGCUAGACGAAGCUGAACUGAGCAAAGGACAAUUUUAUGGGUUCCAUGGUUCUAGAAGUUCUCAAUUUCGACCAAAUGACAAUGGGGAUGCAAUGCCCAAUGGCAGUCAUUUGGCGAGUACUUACUGCGCGCUAUCCGUAUUGAAGACUCUUGGCUAUGACUUAUCUCUACUGGAUUCCACAUCAAUCGUCGAAUCAAUGAAAAAUCUUCAGCAACGUGAUGGGAGCUUUAUGCCCAUUCAUAGUGGGGCAGAGACAGACCUCCGCUUUGUAUAUUGUGCAGCGGCAAUCUCUUUUAUGUUGGAAAACUGGAUUGGCAUUGACAAAGAGAAAGCCAAAGAGUACAUUAUAAACUGUCAGUCAUACGAUGGUGGCUUUGGUUUAACUCCUGGUUCAGAAUCACAUGGUGGUGCCACUUUUUGUGCGGUUGCAUCUCUCAGAUUGAUGGGAUUUAUUGAAGAUGAUAUAUUGUCGAAGAAUGUAUCCUCUUGCUUCAUAAACGUCCCCUUGCUUCUAGACUGGAGCCUACAGAGACAGGCAGCUUCUGAUGGUGGUUUCCAAGGUAGACUAAACAAAGCUACUGACACUUGUUACGCUUUCUGGGUUGGAGGAGUUUUAAAGAUCUUAGGAGCUCACAAGUUCAUCAACUAUGAAGGUUUACGUAAAUUUCUUUUCACCUGUCAAUCCCAGUAUGGUGGUUUUGGUAAAACUCCGGGUCAGCUACCAGAUCUUUAUCACGCCUACUAUGGAUAUUGUGCAUUUAGUAUGUUAGAGGAACCUGGCCUCGGAUCAAUCUGCACUGAACUGGGUAUACCAAAUGGUGUCCACCCAGGACUUUGAUCCAAUUGUCAUUUGGACCUGUGCAGCUAGUACUACGAAUCUCGCCUCACUCGCAUGAUACAAGGGUUUUCAAGGCCCAGGUACAAUUAAGUUGCACUCUUAGUUGCCUGGAGAUAGAAGUUGGAUAAUAUUAUGAAACUAUAGCAUAUUUGAUUCAAGAUAUUUUUUUGGCAUAGAUGACAUAACUUUAUUUUCACCUAGCUAUGUUUCAUUAUUUUUGAAAGGUAUCUCGCCUAAUUAUUGUAGCAUUGCAUUUUUGACAUUCUGCUCCGAGAUUUUAAUGAUACUUGUGGCUUUGUCAUAAAUAAUCACUUA